Polistes dominula (European paper wasp) is the source of this 1191-nucleotide messenger RNA. RefSeq lists its product as uncharacterized. The record is from RefSeq and is a predicted model, not a curated record. Gene Ontology annotation, cellular component: respiratory chain complex III. Gene Ontology annotation, molecular function: electron transfer activity; heme binding. Gene Ontology annotation, biological process: mitochondrial electron transport, ubiquinol to cytochrome c. Lineage: Eukaryota; Metazoa; Arthropoda; Insecta; Hymenoptera; Vespidae.
GCUGUUAUUAUUGCUAAUGUUAAUAUUAAUAUUAUAAUGCAGGUGCAGCUACCACCUGUGGAUCCGUUUUGUAUUUCCUCGACAGUUCGGUCAAGGCCGAUCUCACGCGAGCAAUGCCACCGAGUUAUCCCUGGAAGUUAGACGGAUUUUUCAAAUCUUUGGAUCAUGCUGCAGUACGAAGAGGUUGGCAAGUUUAUAAAACGAUCUGUGGUACUUGUCAUAGUUUAGAAUUCGUCAGAUUUAAUGAUUUGGUCAAUGUGUCUCAUACGAAGGAAGAAGUUGCUGCUAUUGCUAAGGAUUAUGAGAUCGAAGAUGGACCAGACGAAGAAGGAAAUUAUUACAAAAGACCAUGUAAAUUAUCAGAUCGUAUACCACCACCAUUUCCAAACGAGGAAGCAGCAAGAUUUGCAAAUAAUGGAUCAUAUCCACCUGAUUUAACUUACAUCAUAUGUGCUAAAAAAUAUGGACGAAAUUAUAUAUUUUCAUUGCUCACUGGUUUCAUGGAUCCACCUGCAGGUGUUAUUCUAUCGGAUAAUCAACAAUUCAAUCCUUAUUUUCCCGGAUCAGCUAUUUCUAUGACACAGUUACUUCAAGACGGCGUAGUAGAUUAUGAUGACGGUACACCAGCUACCAAAGCGCAAAUGUCAAAGGACGUUGUGGAAUUUCUUUCCUGGACGUGUUCGCAAGAACACGACGCGAGAAAAUUGAUGACUAUUAAAGCCAUUGCAGGAAAACAAUGCAUCGCGUAAGAUUCAUUAUCGGACAAAAAUAGUCCCUUAACGCUGGACAGUGAAAACUACUAUUAAAAAUAGCAGAAUAAAAGUACAAGCAACAAAUCAAAAACGUGAAGGCCCAAAGGAAGAAAUGAAGUAAAGGGGGAAACAAGACAAAGGAGUAAAAGCUAAGGGAAAAAGUGGAGAUAGAGGAUAAGAAAAAAACCAGCCAUUGACUGAGAUAUCUGAAAUUGAAAGAAGUACUUGGGUAGUGUGCUUAACAAACUACGACGAAGACUGGAUACAGUGCUUCAGCUGCCAUGGAUGGGCUCAUGAAGCAUGUGCAGACAUUCUUGAAUGUUCAGACGUCUACAUAUGUGAUCGAUGUUGGAUGAUUGCAAAAUUUCCAGUGCUAGUUGUUCGAAGUUAAAUCUGUCCGAUACUAGGUGACACUUUCAACGAUUGUGAUAUUUUUACA